Molecule: messenger RNA, 969 nt
Organism: Engraulis encrasicolus (European anchovy)
Lineage: Eukaryota; Metazoa; Chordata; Actinopteri; Clupeiformes; Engraulidae
Product: odorant receptor 131-2-like
Exons: 1
Coding region: 1-969 (322 amino acids)
Biological process (GO): detection of chemical stimulus involved in sensory perception of smell; G protein-coupled receptor signaling pathway
Cellular component (GO): membrane
Molecular function (GO): G protein-coupled receptor activity; odorant binding; olfactory receptor activity
Source: RefSeq, a predicted model, not a curated record
AUGGUUGAAAACGCUUCUCAGAUAAGACUCAACAUCACUAACCAGCCAAUAUUACUGGUCCAUAGACUUCUAAGUGCGAGGGUGUUAUUUGUGCAGGUGCUGGUGGCCAUUUUCCUCUAUGUGAAUUCGCUCAUGAUCGUCACUUUCCUGAAGAAAGAGGCCUUCAGGACGGAUACGCGCUACAUCCUCUUCGCCCAGACUCUAGUCUUGGACUCACUGCUCAUGGUUUUAACGGACUUUGCUUUAGCUGUGAGCUAUAUUCAGUACCCCAUGCCAUUGAUUCUGUGUUUAGUUUACUGCAUGGUAAUGAUAUGGUGUAAAACAGGGACCCCGUUGACUCUCGUAGCCAUGUGUCUGGAGCGCUACGUGGCCAUCUGCAUGCCCCUGAGGCACGCAGACAUCUCCACAGCCAGGAGGCGUUUGGUGGGACUGGUGGUCAUCUGGUUGAUAAGUGCUGUGCCUGCAUUUGUUCUGCUGUUCCUGUACCUUGCCAGACUGUCAUUAUUCACAAAGGACACGAUCACCGUGUGCAGUAUAGACAACGUCGUAGUAGAGAAGUACAAUGUGCAUUUAGCUGUCUUAAAGUUCUAUUUCGUGUGUAUGUCCAUCACCAUCAUUUUCACGUAUUACAAAAUCGUAAAAGCCGCCAAAGCCGUGGCUUCAAACAGUAAGAAGUCAACUUCAAAAGGACAGAAAACUGUGAUUCUCCAUGCCAUGCAGUUGCUGUUGUGUUUGAUUCAUUUUCUUGGCCCCUUUAUUGAAUCUGCCGUAAUGAAGGUCAGUUUUAGGAUGUUUAUUGAUCUCAGGUAUUUCAAUUUUGUAGUUUUUCUCAUUGCUCCUCGGUGUCUUAGUCCACUUGUGUACGGUUUAAGGGAUGAGAAAUUUUCCUCCGUUUUAAAAUAUUAUGCAAUGUGUGGAUUAAAUAACAGAGCUCAUAGGAGGGUCCAUCUGACUUCCAAAAAGGCUUAG